Molecule: messenger RNA, 1341 nt
Organism: Fusarium graminearum PH-1
Lineage: Eukaryota; Fungi; Ascomycota; Sordariomycetes; Hypocreales; Nectriaceae
Exons: 8
Coding region: 1-1341 (446 amino acids)
Source: RefSeq, a predicted model, not a curated record
AUGCUUGGAUUAAAGUCAAUACUGACACUAUUGUUGAUUGGUGUUGUCAGCACAUCACCGACUGACUAUGGUCUUGACAAAAGAGCAAUGGUCUGCAGAGACAAUGACCAAGACCUCAAAGCCCUAAAAAGUAACAAGGCAGACGGAUCCGCUUUCUGUUCGACAUACCUUCAAAUUACCAAAACUUCAACUGUCACGCCUCUUGCUAGCACCACUGCAACGAGAUGGGUGACCAAGUCUACCCGACUAGUUUCUGUCCAGAAGGUUCAGUUUAUAGUCCGCCAUGUCUUCAGGGCCAAAGUGACGAAGACGGCCUCCAUAACGCUCACAAAAACAAACACUGCCACUGUUACCGAUUUGAAGACCGAGAUGGAGACAGGAACACAAAUAGAUGACGUGACGGAUACAGAUAUAGCUCAAGUGACUGAGACUGGUGUAGCUGAAUUGACGGAACAUGUGACUCGGCAUGUUACCACAACUGUCACAGCUACUGUCUACACUACGUCUACGAAGGAUGUCACAAAUAUCAGCACCAUGCAGCUCACAAAAGAAGAUCCAACCACGGUCACUGUUACUAGCACAGCGGAUGCUGACACAACGACAGUAUCAGUCGAAUACAACUGUGGUGCUCAUCACAAAACAUUACCUCAGAUAUGCAAGACAUACUGUGCGACCAAACCCGAAGCUCUGAGCUUUGGGUAUCAUAAUAUUGGAUGCAUGUGCCUUAGUGCCCUGACGUCACCCUCCAAUACAGACUGGAAUGUGUCCGAUCUACCUGAAAAGAGAGCUGCGCAGGUGGACAAAAGAGUCCCAGAAUAUUUGCAGCUCAAGGGUGCUAGCGACGUGAGCAGUGCCUGUUCAUGCCAUAUCAACAACAAGCCAGCUUCUCCGACCACAUUGACUGUGAAUGCAAAGCCGGUCACACAUACAGUCACGAGCUUUACCAACGUCUACUACAAGAUAAAGAAAUACAUCACCGUCUCCUCUCAUAGGACCGACACUUUGACCGACUUCAAGACAACAACAAAAACAGAUUAUAACACCUUGACUGUUACCAACCGCCAGAGUGUUACGGUCACUCAGCCCGUUACUAUUACGGUUACACACGUCAAGAUGGUGACUGUUACCAAAGUCAAUAGCGUCCAUGUCACGAACUACAACACUAUGUAUACUACCGAUGUGGCCACUUCCUUGGAGACAGAUCUCGAGACUGAGAUUGUUACUGACGUGGAGUAUUUUACCGUCACCGAUUACGAGACAGUUGAAGUUACCGUUACAGACAUGGACGUGAUAAAACCUUCUCCAGUUACUGUCACAGUAGGAGUGACGAACUAUGGGUAG